CGCGAGAGGGGGCGCGGAGCUGCCGGAGCGUGCGCACUAGGCCAGCGGCCGGCGCGGGCAGGGCUGGGGUCCCGGCGCUGAGCGCCCUCAGCCGCGCCGGGCACCCUGGCGUCUCGCUGAGUCGGAGCAACCCCCGGGAGGAGCUUUCAGGCUCUGGUCAAGGCUCGGGCCUCGGGAAGCUAUCCCUACCCUCGGGGGCUCGAGCCUGGCGUGGAGCUUGCAGAAAAGGAAAGGGGGCUGGCCUAAAGGCAAGAAGAGAAACCCCCUGAGGGACCUUGCUGUUCCGUGCUCCUACGACAGGGUACGUGAUAUUCAUGAACAAGCAGAGAAGUCAGCUGAGGGCCACACACCCCGAUCUGCCUUUCACGGAAAUCACAAAGAUGCUGGCUGCUCAGUGGGCUCAGCUGUCUCAGGACAAAAAGGGGGAGAUGAACACAAUGGCCUGUACUGUGGGACCUGCAGGCAGCUCUUCAGCUCCCUGCGCAACAAGAAGCAACCUGCUGCAGAGGCAGCACCUGCAGCGCCUCACAGGGGAAUUCAAAAAAGAUUCUGCCGCAUACUCAAAGCACCCAGAGCCUCUGGAAGAAGAGAAAGGACAAGAUUCAAAUGAGGCUGAGUCAGAGGAGGAAGCUGAGGGCCCCGAAUCCCUUCCGCUCAGAAGUCUGCAUCCAGAGAGGAGUUUUGCUUCACUCGACUUGUGUUUCUCGCAAGGGUUUGUCUAUAGAUUGCUGAAAAUCAAGGAAUUGGAGCUCAGGGAGCUGAGGAGGACUGUAGAAAGAGCUGGAGCAGAGGAGGAGGCCCUGCAGAGGCAGCUGGUGGAGUUCCAGGUGAUGGCCCCAUGUGCGUGCCGGAGGCUUGGGGCGCGAAGCGCCCACAUGGCUCAGCUGGUGGGGGGGCCCACCUGGAGGUGCUUAGGAAGCAAAGAGUAGAUACCACUUGGUCCACUUAAAAUGGUACUCUACAAACCCUGCAUGCUAGGAUGUGUUUGCUAUGUACCCUUAUAAAAUACACAGUGUUUGGUCCCUUGGUGUUCCUGGUGCGUGGGAAUCUGUGCCAUGAGCCUGCUCGUGUUGCUUGCUUGUUUCACUCAAUACUCUAUUUCAUCCAUGCUGCCACGUGGCCUCUGGCCUCUUCUGUCAGAUCUGCCUUGUGGGCCCAUUCCCUUCCUGGCAGGUCCCAGUUUGCCCCAGCUCCCCACACCCAUAGCUAGGGGUGUGAAGAACAUCCUUACACAUGCCCUUUUAUGGAGCUGUGGGGUGGGCUCUCUGGGAAGAGGGGUUACCUGGUCAUAGGCAGUAUGUGGUGUGGACUCUUCAAUGGCAAAUUUUGUAAGUU
Molecule: messenger RNA, 1335 nt
Organism: Macaca mulatta (Rhesus monkey)
Lineage: Eukaryota; Metazoa; Chordata; Mammalia; Primates; Cercopithecidae
Source: RefSeq, a predicted model, not a curated record